AUGCACAAGAUAUCUACCACUCUCCCCUUGGCCCAUGGGAACAGCAGCAGCAGUAUUGAGCCCCUCCUGUCAGGCACCAAAGCUGCCAGUUUCUCCGGCCGCCUGUCCUCCUCCAGUUCGGCCUCGACUGUGUUCGCCCCGGGUCUGAGGAAGUAUCCCCAGGAGGGGGCGCUGUCUUCCCUGACAGCCUCCUCCAGCCAGGCCAAAGCCCUGCUGGCCAGCCUGUCAGCCUCCAGCCUGUCAGCCUCCAGCCUGAGCGCCGAGGCCCUGCUCCUCUCCUCCACCUUCCGCCAGCACCGCCUCCUCCGCGAGCAGCAGCGCGCCUCCUCCCUGCCCCUGCCCAACGGCCGCUCCUCCAACACCACCACCACCUCAACCACCCCCUCCUCUUCCUCCACCUCCCCCACCUCCACCACCUCCUCCUCACCCUCCUCCCCGACCGCCCUGACCUCCCUCAACCUCUCCUCCGUGGGGCUCAAGCCCAGCGGCCGCAGCCUGCAGCACUCCGGCUCCAACAGCUACAAGGAUCGUGGCAGCAAGACCCUGCUCAAGCCUGUCUCCCCUAGCAACUCACAGUGAAGUACAAGAGGAUGGAUGGGAGGAGGAGGAAGAGGAGGAGCACAAUCAAAGCACCAUCACAUGCCAAAACUUAAGAGGAAAACAAGCACACUAGCCCUGCCCUCAAUGCCAAGAGUUAUAUGCAGCAACACAUAUCAGUGGGGAGUUCCCCAGAGUUGACUUUCUGAGUGUCACUUUGCUGCCCUUGGUCUCAGUCCAGCAGCCAGAAUCUUCACAUAUCUAUAAUUAUACAGUACAAGAGUUGAUGGUGGUUCCUCUCUGGCUCUCCCACUCAGUAGUACUGACUGUUCCCAAGACCCCCAGAGAACAAGCUCAAAGAUGGGCCUCGGCCUCCUUUCCCUCCCACUGCCUAGUCUGGUCUGGUCCGGUCUGAUCUGGUCUGUUCCGGUCUGAUCUGGUCUGGGUGGACAGAAAAACAUUGCCAGUACUUUAUGAACUCUCAGUUUGUCAUCACACCAUUUGCCAAAUCUUACUGGAUGGAACCUAAGUGGAGUAAAUGUGAUAUCUAGACUGUGACUUAUAUUAUACAGAGUAGAGUUGCAAUAAUCAACGAGUACAGUAUAGUAGUUGUGUGUGUUCAGAGCUAUAGCAGUCGUAUUCCAUCACCUGGCACAAUGUGAAACUGUAGAGAAAAACAAAGCUAAACCAAGGUGGUGGUUUCCAUUCUGAGACCGUUUUCUGUUUGUUCGUUUCUUUAUUUCAGACUUAUUGCAUCGCCUCUGUAGAAGUCGAAACUGGUGCUAUAGUUCUCCCUGUUUUGUAAAGAGUUUACAUGAAUGAAACGGCUCCCAUUCAACGUGACUGUACAUUCCACUGUGUAUCUAAUACUACAUCCCUGGAGUGGCUUAAGACUGCUUCUCUCCGGCAUCUGAUACUGUUCUUACCCUCGUUCUCUAUGGCCCCACUAUUAACACAGCAGUUUGGCAAUGGAAGAAAAGGCCAGGGAGCUGCUUUUGUUGAGGUCCUCUGGUUUGAGAGUCUGCGCACAAUUGUAUCGCCCACAAUAGCACGUUAUAGGAACAGUAAUGUGAUGUUACAGUAGAUAAGUUAUUUAACGACUGAGCUGGUACAUGAAGAAGGGGAAAAAAAAGAAAAAACACAAUUAUAUUUAAACAGUGAAAUUGAUCGUUAAGGACUGUAGAAUGUGUAGACAUGAAUGUUGUAUGACAAUCAGGACGUAUCCACAGUGGAUGGGUUUUGCCUUGGACUGGCGUUCCCUGCUGCAGUGAUUACACUCUUAACUCAACACACACUCACGUGACCAGGCACCGGCAUACAGCAGUUAGAUGCACGCACGGUCUCCGACACGCCGGUGAGACGGAGAUCCACCAAACUGCUUAUGAAAAGCACAGUCUCCAGUUGUUUUGAGUCAGAACUGUUGACUAGAUUGCCCAUUUCUUUAUUUCAUGACUGUGGAAGCACUGGUCAUGAAUUAACCCACACACCGGUUUGAUAAUGCAGUCCUUGAGGUAGUAAACGAUUUGAAUGGUUAAAAGGAACAGAAUGUUCGAGAGAGAGAAACAAGGGCCACUGUUGAAAGGACCAGAGUUGUGGACCAGCUGAUUAUUGUUUAGCUGAUUACUUACAAGACAUGUUGCACAAUGACUUUCAUUUUGGCCUGUGUGUAUUUUCAAUAUUUGCUCUAGAUAAAACACGCAAUGAGUUUAUCUGGACCUCCCCCGACACAGAAUCGGGCUUAGCCCACAGCUGUUGGUAAGGUUGCCACUGGAAUUGGCUGCUUUUGUUCUGUGAUAUAUGUUAUGGAGAAUAAUUUGGUUCAUGUACGACGGCACCUUAAACCGGAGUGCUUACGCAGAUCACUCCAUUCCUCACAUCUGACUUAAGAGCUUGGAAGUGUUCUAAGGAUAGAAACACACUUUCAUCAAAGACGUGUCGAUGGUUUCCCUGCUGUUAAUCUUACGCCAGCAAACACUCUGAAGCUUUCUUUCUUCUGUGAUGCGUCACCAAGGCGACCUCGGGGGUUAUGGCCGUGUGUAGCCCUAGUUCAUUCUUCAAUUGUUCGGUAGACAAGUUCGUGAAAUCAAUUUUUUUGUGGCAUUGAGAUGAAAACAAUUGCUUGUGAAUGAGGCCGGUGUCAAGUGCAGAGAGCUUGAGGUGGGGAGAUUGGUUGUGGUUUUCAUGUUUGAAGGCUAGUGUAAUAACAAAGUGCUUUAACUCUUCUCUACUGAGUUCAUUUGGUGUAAAAGGGUUAGACAGGUUUAUCUGGAUGUCACUGUUUGACACCCGAUUGAGUUUAAGAAGGCUAUUAUUUUUUGCAACUCUCUUUCUGUGCUGUCCUUUGGGGGAGGGAGAUGAAAUGUCUAUGAAUUAAACCCUUCUAGGAAGAGGUUCCCUCUGGACCGGAUGUCUGACUGCCAUGGUGCUGUUCUAAUUGCACAAAAUUAUCGAUGUCGCAAUUUCCCCAUGAGAGCACAGAGUGGACCUAUCUGCUGGAACCCUCUGGAACGUUGGUUUCAUUGGAGACCCACCAAAGAUACUGUUCACCAGUUGCUCCGACAACACAUUGCUGUAAAGAUCCGAACAAAGGGGUACAUAUUGGUGUGCGCGCGCGCGCGAACACACACACACACACACACACACACACACACACACACACACACACACACACACACACACACACACACACACACACACACACACACAGCAUAGUGUGUCAGAAUGUGGCCGUGGCAUUGCAAUAAGCACACCCUCUGUUCUGUCAGCGAGAAAACGGCAAGCUCACGGCACAGCGAGUUAAUUAAGCCUCACACUGGCUGCACUGUAGCAAUGCAGGCCUCUAGCCCUAGGUUCUAUAAAGUGAAGCCAAAUGAAAGAUAUGUACUUACUCGUUCAGCUCCACACUCAAAUCCAUAACUCCCAGCACUGCUUUUGCGUCUGGCAGGGUGAUUGGGAGGAAGGGAGGGAGGUAUUCACACUUCGCUGCUUUUACACAGGAAAGUCCAAGAUGAGAACACCAAGACUGCGGGACAGUGCUUUUUUGAGUCACCAUAGCACUAGUGUUAUUGGACAGUAGAUUUCAAUAUAGCUGAGUCUUGGAGGGGUUUAUUGGUAGUGGGGAUGAGGAAGGGAGGGUGGAGAGUGUGGAGACACUCGUAGUGAAAGCCCCUGGCAAUCAGAGAGAGAGUUCAUUGCAAACUUGAGAUGAAAAUGAAAAAUAAUCAUAAGUAUAUGAAUAUAUCUUUGUGAAGAUGUUUGUGUAUGAUAUUAAAAUAAUUGUGAAGAAAGUGUGACACAUAGGUCUGGAUUAAAUUAUUAUAAUGUACAAUUUAAAUCAUCCUCUUUUGGGGAUUUAUAUGAGUAGGCAUUUUGUACAGACUUUCCUUUUCAAUUCUUCGAGAGAGAUAAUGUAUUUCACAUUAGCAAAUUAUUUAUUCAUAAGCAGAACAUUUGUAUAUUGAUUUGAAAAUAUUUAUCUGUAUAGAAGACAGGACAGGUAUGUAAUAUACAGUGGAGCUCAUUUUUAAUUCUGGGAUCUUUUUAUUAGCACUAUUUUUAACAGUUGUGUGAGUUUCCUCUUUUGUUGGCCUGCUGGCCCAUACUACUGGUAUGUUUAGGGAGAGGUUGCCCCUGAGCUGGUCCAGUACAACGUCUGCUCCCAGGCCUCCACUAGCUAACAUUCAUUUUGAGGUAAGGGGAGCUGUUCCUAGACCUUUUCUUAGAGGCGUGCCUUUUCUUUGAAACUUCUGUUGGUUUACUUAGUCCUCUUCUAGUCUCUGUCCUAGUCUUUGUAUUACAUAGCGCUCCUUAUGCCUGGCUGAUUCCAGUGAUGUUAGAGAGAAGUCUGGUGGGAGUCAGCGAGAGAGAGAUGAGAGACAACACUGUGAAGUGGGCGUUUAUAUGAUGAUGCAACAUGACCUUGGUGCUCUGAUUGGUUGUAUUGAUCUACCGUGAAAGGACUGUUCACAAGAGAGGGGUUGUCUGUUCCUCCUGAAGGCAUCCCACUAAAAUGAAUAGCCUAUACUAGAAACUCCUCUACUGGUGGUACGAUAGGAUGGUAAUUACAUCUGUAUGGCCCAAAGUUAUUAACGGAGAAGGAUCUCAGCAUUGAACAAGUCAUUUAGGAUUCAAUGACAAACCAAGAGCCCGUAACGCGGAUAGAUAUGGAGCGUUAAGCUUUUUCUUCUUCAUCAUCAUAAUCUUUGUCUAUUGAGACGUGUUUGGUUCUGUUUUUAAUAAAUGAAAGAGACAUAUGUGCAUUAUUUGACCUGCUGUCUGUGGUGUGUGCAGUACUGUAUGAGGUUCUGACAUGAAUGUGUGGAUGUUCCAAAAUCUUGGCGUCAAGAAGAUAACAAGACAAAACGAUAUGUAAAUAGACGGAGUAAUUCCUAGAAAGUGCAACAAAAUAUUAUAUCCAAAAUAAUGAUUUAUUAAUUCAAAGAUGGACACAAAGGUAUAUUAUAAAACAAUGCAUGAAAUAUUGUCAAGCAAACGCACGGUGCAGUUGUUGUCUACAUGUUUUCUUAAAAAACAGAGCGAGAUGGAAGCGGUACACCUCUUUUUCUAAGGUUUACAACGGUAGAGAGCCAGACCUUUUUUUUAAACUUUGGAUCUUUCUGUGACACAGGCGAUGUUCAGUCUUACUGUGUUCAGUGAUGCAACAGUGAAUAUGGCUAAGAGUGAGGAGUGUUCCCAACCAUCCAGAACGAUCCGGAACGCUUCAACGCACCUUCACCAGAAAACACCACCAAUUUUGAUCUCCCACUUGUAGAGUAGUGUGACAUAACGAACAAUACAAAAAAAAAUGGAUCUAUAUAAAUAUAAAUACCUACUGAUACUGGACAUUCUCAUUUAUCAGUGUGGAUGCCAUGAUAUUCUGUGAGAAAUGUGUUUUUUUUUUGUUUCCUUUCUGUGAGAAGACCGGCAGUUGAACCUGCUUCCUUUUGUACAUACUUGCUGUGGUUGUGUGUCUAAUAAAGUGCAGCUCUCUUGUA
Oncorhynchus nerka (sockeye salmon) is the source of this 5531-nucleotide messenger RNA. RefSeq lists its product as uncharacterized. Lineage: Eukaryota; Metazoa; Chordata; Actinopteri; Salmoniformes; Salmonidae. The record is from RefSeq and is a predicted model, not a curated record. The coding region runs from base 1 to 579 and encodes 192 amino acids. The transcript is spliced from 2 exons.